Messenger RNA from Drosophila biarmipes, 901 nucleotides. RefSeq lists its product as uncharacterized. The record is from RefSeq and is a predicted model, not a curated record. NCBI's taxonomy places the organism in Eukaryota, Metazoa, Arthropoda, Insecta, Diptera, Drosophilidae. The transcript is spliced from 3 exons. Bases 84 to 419 code for a protein of 111 amino acids.
GGUCACACCGUUUUUCACGUUUUUGCGUUUGUUUGGCUUUUUCAUUCGAUCUUAGACUUAUCCAUAUUUCAAGAAUAUUAAAGAUGGGUCGCAACAAGGCAAACAACAAGAAGGUGACUCCUGGAGCCGCCAAGCCAAAGACUGCGCUGAACAAGUCCAAAAAGGCCAAGAAUGUGUUCAAGGUGGCCGACGGGAACAAAGGGAAGGGUAAGAAGCCCAAGGAAGUGCAGGGCAAGCUAAAGCAGAUCAAGGAAUCUGUGAAGGCCAAGCAGGAGAAGGUGGACGCCAGCCUGAAGACUUUGCACAAGGAUCUGGUGGUGAAGAAGCCAAAAGCCCCAGUGGCGCCCAUCAAGAACAACAAGAAGAAGGGGGCCAAUGCCCAGAAAGUGUCCGACACCUUGGGCAAACUCAAGUUCUAAGUAACUCCGCCGGUUGCCACUUAGAGCGGUUUACGUUUCACGUAUAGUAGAUGUAGUUAGUACCCAUUGAUUGUUAAAGACUUUGGUCUGAUGUUGCUAUGGCAAAGAUGAUCCAAAAUAUACCAUAGCCAUAUGGACAGUGAUGGGAAGCAUUCAUCGAGGUAGAGUUUCUCCACUUCUUGCUGGAAAUACUCAUAUACCCCUUGACCUCUAAGAAACCUUUUAUAAAUUUAGAAUUUUAUUCCGUUAACAAUCAAAUACCUGAUAAAUAUAGUUUCCAACGAAUAGGCAUAUAUAUAUAUAUAUAUAGGUAUAUAUAUUUUUUUAUCCCAAAUUUUGUUUAAUGAAUAAUAUGCAACUAUUUGUAUUCUUCGGGUAUAAGUGUACCUUUUAUAACAUCUAGUAGGAACUAUAUAUUUCAAAUCCUACCUUAGAAUGUAUAGCUCUCCCAUCACUGUAUUAUGGCAAACUAGACAACCACA